This is a messenger RNA of Durusdinium trenchii, 2478 nucleotides long. NCBI's taxonomy places the organism in Eukaryota, Dinophyceae, Suessiales, Symbiodiniaceae. The record is from the annotation of a GenBank genome assembly.
GGAAGGUCAGGCAGCCCGACGAUGAAAGGACGAACACCUCAACUUGGAAACGGCAAAAGACAUGUGCCACGUUUUGCCAACACAUUUUGCCAGAAGAACUGCCAUGGCUUCAGUAAGAAUUGCAUAGUAAAACAAACUGGCUUCAAGGUUGUUGGUCCUGAAACGCACGAAAAUCACGACGCCAAACAGUCACGGCGCAGUGACUCCGAUGUUGUCUUUUCGCAGGAUCCAAUGCCUGUCGGUUUUGGUGAUCAUAUGCCUUUCGUUUUUGGUGCCAGCCUUUUGGCAGCGAAGUACGUGGAAUAUCAGGUCCGCCAGGUCGGACGCUUCUCCUCGCAGCUCCCUGGCCGUGUUUCUACACUUCGGAGGUCUUUCCACCGCGUCCCCCGACCUCUCAGACCUGUUGACCUGUGUCUCCAAUGUCCGGGACGUGGCUCCUGCUGACCUUCACAUCUUCGGACCUCGAAGCGAGGCGUUCGGUGCAGCGUUCGGUGAAGCGUUGGCCGAUUGGCACCUGGAUGAUGGACAAAGUUUUCUUCGCCAGCUGCACCAGAGGGGCCACAAAUACCAUAAAGUCUUGAAUAUCAAUGUCAGCGACGACAUGAUUUGGCAAGAACGGGUUCUGCAAGCGUUAUGUGGUUCGCGCAGCCAUGUGGAAUCCAUUCUGGCUUCGAUGAGCGACCCAAAACCAGAGCUGGUCGCACCGAUGGGAAUGGUGUUUGCUUUCGAGGCAACGAGUCAGGUGUUUCCGCACAUUGCCCACAACAUUUCGAACAUCAAUAUGUCGACACUCGGGGCACGACUCCAGUCAACCGGGAAGGUCAAGAAAGAAGAUUUGUUGGUGGCAGCGGAUUCAUUUUGGAUCAAUUUUUUGGGUUUGCAAGUGCUUCUGUCUUUGGACAAGGAGAUUGAUUUUCCGCAUGCGCACCUGAACAGUUGGCUGCCUUCUCUUAUCAAGAGUGAAGGGGGCAUUGUAAAAGACGUGCAGCCUGCGCCAAUUGUAUUUGCAAUUUAUUUUCCUCAAUUCCACAAGUUUCCUGAAAAUGACCGCUUUUGGGGAGAAAACUUCACAGAAUGGACUUUGCUGAAAGAUCUUGACCCUGGGAACACAAGCAGUCCUACCGUUCCAUUCAGACAGCCACUGGGCAUCGCAGAUGGAGGUUUAGGCUACUACGAUUUAACAAAUUACGAGAUCCGAAGGCAGCAAGCUCAGAUGGCUCGAGACCAUGACGUGUCCGGUUUCAUGUAUUACCACUAUUGGUUUUCCGGACAAGGAGCUCCUGAGAAUCACUUGGUCAUGCAAAAGAUUCCAGAGCUGAUGUUGAGAGAUGGGCAGCCAGAUUUGCCUUUCUUUUUUUCCUGGGCCAAUGAGCCUUGGACACGUCGAUGGACAGGAUUGGAGGACGUGUUGCUCGCACAGACGUAUGGUGACGAGCAAGAGUGGAGACAGCAUUUCCAGUAUUUGGUUUCCUUCUUCAAGCAUCCGAAAUACUUGCGAAUCAAUGGAGCCCCAGUGUUUGCCAUAUACCGACUUGGUCAUAUGAAGCACGUGGCUGGAAGAAUGUUUGCUUUCUGGCGCCAGUUGGCGAGGCAAGAAGGGUUUCAUGAUUUGCACUUGGUACAAACCAUCGGGAAUUUCUACAAUGUGGACCGACAGCAGGUGAUUGCAAAUGAAAGUGAGAUUUCUGCAAGUCUUCAUUUUUGGCCACAGCUCUUUGCAGCCUGGAACCUUUGGGGUGCAGGCGAUGCGAGCAGCACUUUCGAUCUGCCGCUGCGUACAAGAGCAGCACAUGUCCAAUACUGGGGUGCUUUCACAGGCUUUGACCGGAGACCGCGCGACCCGACGGCCAAACCCAUUCUGCGAUCCCCUGAGGUCUUCAAUGUCAGCUUGCAGAGGACAUUCCAAAAGAUGGCCACGUUCCAGAGCCGCCAGAUUGGCACAAACCUGUUUGUGAUCACUGCAUGGAAUGAGUGGAAUGAGCAAGCAGUACUGGAACCGGAUACAAGGUUUGGGAAAGCAUACCUGGAGAUUCUUCGAUGGAACUUGCGACGCAUUCCGCUCUUUGUUUGGUAAAGACGCAUGAAGAGCAGUGCGUGAGUUGCACCCUCAGGGCCUGGAAAAAGGGUGAUGCGGACUGCGAGUCCGACCAUCUGUGAAUGCAAGUCUGACCAUCUUUUUUGGGGCGUACGGUAUCUGGACCUUUUGGGGGGUCAUGAUGGUUUUCGGGUUCUUUGAUAAGUGUUUACAACCAGUGGUGUGCAUGCGUUCUUCAUGUUUCCCAGCUGCCUCCCCUUUCCCCGCGCACGGCCACGGACCAGUCAAGACCUCAGGUCUUGCCGUGGCGAUGCCUCCUUUUAAUGGGAUGAACUGGGAUCUGCAGUUGCCUUUGGGGUUUUGACCAAAGCCUCCCAAGCCUUGCUUGCCCGAUUUUUAGGUCGUCCUUAGACGGGGUUUAGAAGGAAACCGAACGAAACAAC